Messenger RNA from Colossoma macropomum (tambaqui), 1399 nucleotides. RefSeq names its product claudin 15a (gene cldn15a). Lineage: Eukaryota; Metazoa; Chordata; Actinopteri; Characiformes; Serrasalmidae. Gene Ontology annotation, cellular component: bicellular tight junction; plasma membrane. The coding region runs from base 258 to 929 and encodes 223 amino acids. Gene Ontology annotation, molecular function: structural molecule activity. The transcript is spliced from 5 exons. The record is from RefSeq and is a predicted model, not a curated record. Gene Ontology annotation, biological process: bicellular tight junction assembly; cell adhesion.
AAGCACAGCAGAGACGAGUGCUCACACGAGAUGGGGAGGGCAAAGCAAGAUCAUAAAUCAUUGAUCUGUUCACUUUUAACUCAACAUCUCCUCUAUUGAUUCCCACAGGAGCGCACUCUCUCCCCAUGGAGUCUCACCAGUAAGACACAGCUGUGAACCAGACAUGUCUGCACUGAAACAGUGAGGAAAGAGAGAGAAAAGAGGAGAGAAGAUCAAGGAACAUAUACUUCUACCUUCACUCACUCAGAAAGGCAGUUAUGGAUCCAAUAGUUGAAGUGGUAGCGCUGCUGCUGGGAUUUAUAGGCUGGGUGAUGGUUGGAGUGGCGUUACCGAACCGCUACUGGAAAACCUCCACUGUGGACGGGAAUGUGAUCACCACUUCAACUCUGUACGAGAAUCUAUGGAUGUCAUGCGCCACCGACUCCACCGGAGUUCACAACUGCCGAGAGUUUCCCUCCCUGCUCGCACUGUCCGGAUACAUCCAGGCUUCGAGGGCCCUUAUGAUCGCUUCUAUAGUGAUGGGAACCUUCGGGCUGGUGGCUUCUCUCAUUGGCAUGCAGUGCUGUAAAGCAGGAGGGGACAACUAUGUGCUGAAGGGCAGAAUCACUGCAGUAGGGGGCAUCUUCUUUAUUCUACAAGGCUUGUGCACCAUGAUAUCUGUUUCAUGGUAUGCAUUCAACAUCACCCAGGACUUCUUCAACCCGCUCUACCCAGGAACAAAGUAUGAGAUAGGAGAGGGACUCUACAUUGGAUGGUGCUCUGGGACUCUUGCCAUCUGUGCUGGAGUGUGUCUUGUGUUUGCCUGCAAAUCUAACUCAGAUGAUAACAAAUCUGCUUACCCGUACCAGCCUUCCAGGGGGACAGUAUACUCAGGAGCAGCUUCAAGGAGAGACGCCGCAAGCACUUAUGACAAGAAUGCAUACGUCUAAUCAAACAUCAAAGACCCAGCCAGACCACUAAGGUCUAUUCAAACCUUAGUCAAUUCAACAUGUAAAAAUGUGACACUCACUGUCUGUUGACAUGUAUGCUCUUACAUUCAUAAUCAGUGCAAAUAUGUAAAUAUUUAGACUUUAACCAGAGUUGGAGGCAAAGAAGGUUAGUUCUAAUCAAGAAGAUAUGCCAGUUUGAAAGUGUAAAUACUAUUCAAAAUAGAUCAAUUUAGAGAGUUAACUUUAUACCAGAGCUUUUAAAUCUGUUGUACAGAAAAUGCCUUGGAAUCAUAAUAACUUUACACAGGUUUUGUAAUUAUGCUGCACUCACAUUCACUAUGUAGAGGAAUAUCAAUGCUUUUUAUAAAUAUUUUGUGAGAAUGUCAGUAAUUCACAAUGUAGAUGAAAAAUUUGUUAGUCUGUGGCUAAUAUAGCCUACACCAGAGUAAAAUAAAAAGAAAGAAAAAUGA